AGUUACUGCCCUUACUACGAUAAUGUCAUCCGAUCAGCGGUACAAGAACGUCUCUGAGAACACAGUGUAUGUGGAAGGGCUGCCGUUCAGCUGGACAGAAGAGGACAUAUAUAACCACUUCAAGGAGUGCGGUCAGAUCCUCAGCGUCCGUGCGCCGAAAUGGGAAGACAGUGGACGAUUAAGAGGAUACGCUCAUGUCACUCUGGCCGACGAUAGUGCUCUCGCCGAGGCUCUCAAGCUUGACGGUUCUAAGGUGUGGGCAGGAGGCAGUGGACGACAACGAUGGCUUAAGGUCACUGAGGCCAAAUCUUGCGGCAGUGCUGGUUCAGUCAGCUGGUCACCAAAACAGGUUGAUGAUAAAGCUAAGAUCCUCUUUGUCAAGAACCUACCAUAUGACAUUUCGGAGGUAGACAUCUCCAAGCUCUUCAGCACUGCGGGUGACGUUGAGAACGUCCGAGUGGUCACCGCUGGACCGGACCGUCGGAAUAAGGGCUUCUGCUACGUUACAUUUGAAGUCCCUGGUGUGGUACGGCGAAUAUGUGCUCGGAAGGAGCCUUGGAAACUGAAGGGCAGGGUGCUGCAGCUUGACGCAGAUGACGGCAGUGGCUUACGGUCUGGGUUCCAUUAUAGAGCCGAGGCGUACGAGACGGGUCAUGGGAGGAAGGUAAAGCGUCAAUACACUGCCGAGGCCGAUGAGCCCGUCGAGGAUGUUCCGAAGAAAAAGGGUAAGAAGAAUAGGAAGACUGCUGCCAGGCCAGAAGCUGAGGGGAUCUCGAUAACCAAGCAGUCUUUGCUGGACGAUUGAUUACAGUCAUUCACCAUAUUGCUGACUUACCAGCUCAACGAUAGUCUC
This is a messenger RNA of Perkinsus marinus ATCC 50983, 853 nucleotides long. RefSeq lists its product as hypothetical. The record is from RefSeq and is a predicted model, not a curated record. The transcript has 7 exons. NCBI's taxonomy places the organism in Eukaryota, Perkinsozoa, Perkinsida, Perkinsidae. The coding region runs from base 23 to 805 and encodes 260 amino acids. Gene Ontology annotation, molecular function: RNA binding.